Molecule: messenger RNA, 3004 nt
Organism: Magallana angulata
Lineage: Eukaryota; Metazoa; Mollusca; Bivalvia; Ostreida; Ostreidae
Product: thrombospondin-2-like
Exons: 4
Coding region: 117-890 (257 amino acids)
Source: RefSeq, a predicted model, not a curated record
AUCGCAGAUAGACAAUCGGUAUAGAUAGAGAAAGGGCAGUCAUGCCUACUCCGGAGUAAAAGGAAGAGAGAGCAAGAGAGAGAGAGGGGAACAAUCUUUUGAUAUUUCGUAGCGGGAUGUCGUUGAAGACUGUGCCUUGUGUUGUGGCGGUCGUCCUGAUGUUCACCUCCUUUCCGUACUACAGUGGAUUUCCAGCAUGUCCGUUUAACCAAACUGAUGCAGUCGGAGUAAAACUUGAUGUAUUCCCUGUGAAAUUUUUUCACCGAGUCGGACCAAACGAUUGUUAUGAGAAAUGCCAAGUUCACGGUGAUUGUCUAUCUGUAAAUUAUCAUCGGAUAAAUAACUACUGCGAGUUACUAAACCAGAAGAAAAGCGAAACGAACAUUUUUACACCUAACCCUAAUUUUGAUUACAUGGAACUGGAAACUAUAGUUGAUCAAAGUGACAAACACUGUGGCGGGGUUACCUGUGAUCGUUUUUCCACCUGUGUUUUCACUAUCUCCAAUAGCAUCUGUAUUGUAACAGAAUGUUUUGCACCAUACCCUGCUUUACACAAUGGUCACCUGAGUGUGCGGACGUUUUCACCAAUAACUGCUACCUAUGCCUGUAAUAGUGGAUACACAGGAGUAGGGCCGGUAAACAAGAUUACCUGUCCACCUGGAGGAACCUGGUCGGCCAUGAGCUACACAUGUUACCCUCCAGUUCAUGGUGGCUGGGGUGGAUGGAAUAACUGGGGAAACUGUCCAGUCACUUGUGGAGGGGGAUAUCAUUCCCGUCAACGGUCGUGCAAUAACCCCUCACCAAAAUACGGCGGAAAUAAUUGCGGGGGAAAAUCAAACGAAACCGUGGCAUGUAACACGGACGGCUGUCCAACUCCCUCUACCAGUUAACAGAAGCCUUUAUGGACAAGUUUCAAUUGAAAACUCUAAAUUAUCCGGAAACUUUUAUCCGUAUCAAAAAUUUGACUUUUAUACAGACAUUUUUCAUUAUAAUUCUAAUGUUAGUAUUCCCUAAUGCCACACAACAAUAUGUUUGGCGUAGUUGAUCCACGGAGAACUACCAUUCAAUUACACAGGGAGUACGAGCAACCAAUACUUUUUUCUUCAAACUCAAACCCAACGUGUUUAUUUAUACCAUUUUAUCCAUCGUAGGCAAAUUUGCAAUACUAGUAACUUUGUAAAAUGCAUGGAUAUCAUCUAAACAUUUCAUUUUAUUUCAAUUAAUUUAUACAGUUUUAAAGAAAAAUAACAAUUUUAGAAUGACAUAAUACUUUGAGGCUGAGUAUCAUAGAAUCUAAGGAGAAAAAAAUAUUUACAGAUUAAGAAAAAUCCACAAAGAAACAAAAAAAAAUAAGAAUUACAAACACCCCCCCCCCCCCUGAACACAAAAUAAACAACAAUCCAGUUUCCAAAAACAACAGUUUUUAACCGGGUUUUCCAACGGAAAAAUCCUAUUUUUUAAAAUGGUUGAAAUGGCAGGCGGGCGGGCGGCUGCCAAAAGGGUACCCUCAUUGUACGAAUAACUCCUCCUACAGUUUUCAAGAUAGGAAGUUAUUUUUUUGUAGAUCAAUUGAACACAUAUCAGAGGUGUGCAUAUUGCUAGGAUUUUGAUUUCCGAUAAUUUAUGAAAAGAACCCCAGCUUUUGAACUUAGUCAUUUUUUGGCAAAAUAUUGCAUAUAGGGUACUUCAUUUCACAGGAUACGGUUGUACCCCUAUUUUGAGACGGCCCCUCAGAAGGUCGAUUUUCGUGAAACUUCGCAGAUAAACUAGAAAUGGUGUAAAUGAUAUAUGGUUUAAUAAUAAAGAGUUUCGCUAUUGUAGUUUUUCCGCAAAAAACCCGAACCGGCCUCAUUUAGCUUGCCGCUGGCAUAUUACCUAAAAAUUGGACAUUCAACAGCAUCUCGUAGUUGGUUUGCUCAGCAUGAUUAGACAUGGUCUACUGUGCUAAAAAAAUCGAGAUGUGAGAAAUGGUGUGCACUUUUGGGAAGCAAGAGGGUUUGCAUGACAAAAAAUGUUAAAAAAUGAAUAAAGUCGGUACGUGAUCAAUUCUACAAUACAUGUAUUAAGCUAUUCAGGCUUUAUCGGGUUUGAUCACGUGUUCGACUGUUAUGGUCAUUCCAUGAAAGUGAAAGAAUGAAUCUCUUUUUUGAAUAAGUGAUGAUAGAAGCGACUUUAUGAAAUAUAAAAAAUGUUUUUCUGAAUAUUCUUCUUUGACAGUUGCAUUAAAUGCUUAAAAAUCAAUUUUUCUCUCCAAUUAAAAAAUGGUUCAAAACCAUUCAGAUUGAAUAUUAGUGAUAUUGAGUCUGUACACAAAAUAUGUUAAUCCAUAUUUGAUAUAGAUAAUAUUAUAUGUUUGAUUCAUGAUUAUUUCAAAUGUAGAUAGACAUCAUAGGAGAAAGUAUGACAUCCCAGCAUAUAUCAGCAACCCCUUUUUAUACAGUGAUUCAAACAAAAUACACCUUGAUUUUUCAAAUGAGAGUAAAGAAAAACAAAAACCCUUGUUGGUGUUAAAAGCUUGGACAUGUUUUUUUUAUAGUAAUGGAUGGCACAUUAUCGAUGGUUUUGUAGACCAAGUAAUAUAAACUUCGCUCUUAUUUGUGUCCAUUUAAUGGAUAAAAAAAAAAUGAAAUCUAUGAACCUUAGUAAAAUAGAUGAUAUGUAUAUGAAAUACUUAAGCAGAUCGGGCAAGACAUUAUUUAUCACCAAACUCUACAGUCAUUAAAAAUACAGCGGGCAAAUAAUGUUUUCACAGAAAUGAAUGUUAAUGACAUAUAAAGUCACGUCGAACACGCAAAUUGAAAUUUUUAAAAGCUUUAAAAUGUGGGGCGGAGCUUCAUGUAAAAAUGUACUGGGAUUGAAUGUAAACACUGUUCGCCUACCAUAAACUUAAUAAAUUUAAAUUAUGAUGCAUAUCUUCCUUGCUGUUUCUUUUUAUCUUUGAUAAAAAAAUGAUUCUAUAGUGGUACAUAUAUCAAAUAUCAAGUACAUGCAAAAUAAAGGAGAA